AUGAAUAACUCUACAGUGAACUACACCACACCUGAAACAUCUACAAACUCCACAACUCAGUCCUUUGGGCCACUGCAGAUUUUGGAAAUGUGUCUGCACAGCAUCAUUUUUGCAUUUGGUCUUUCUACACACACAUUUGUUACAUGGUUCAUCAUGACAAGAACAGCAAGUGGAUUUGAGUUAGAGUUCUUCUUCCUCAAUCUCUCUGUUUCUGAGAUUGGUAACUGUCUGAAUAGUUUGAUUAGACUGCUGUCAUUCUGGUAUUCAGGCCUCUCAACAUUAAAACAGUGUUUAAAAGGACUAGCUAUCACUGGCCGUCCUCUGUUUCAGUGUCUGAUCUGUGUUGAGCGUUACCUGGCAGUGUUUCAUCCUGUAACCUUUCUGAAGUACAAACCUCUCAGAUAUAGAGUGAUCUGCUGCACUGCGGCCUGGAUAAUUAUUCUUGGAUCCUGCUUGGGUUGCAUGUUUAUAGUUUCACAUUACAUUGUAUAUCUGUGGUUUCUCUCGCUGCAGUUUUUACACUUUGUCUCCAUCCAAUUGUUUUGUCUAGUGGCUGUUCUCAGAGCUCUGAAGCAGUCAGGACCAGGAGAGAGAGGGAGAGAGAGAGGGGAGGAAAACCACAUGAAGAGAAGAGCGUUUCAUAUCAUUCUAAUAACUACUGUGACCAUGGUUAUCAUAUAUGUACCACUUACUUUCACAGCGUUAUUUACCAUUCUGACAAAUCUGAUUAUUCAGGAAGUUUGGUCUCCUUCUAUGAUUUGUUAUGUGUUGGCUGGUUUUGUUCAGCCUGUUCUUUAUCUGCACCGGACUGGAAAACUCUCCUGCCUCUUUUCUCCAAAUCUAAAACCAGCUAAUGCUAUUAUUUUACUUUUCAAAUCUAGGGAUUAGGG
Molecule: messenger RNA, 890 nt
Organism: Megalobrama amblycephala (Wuchang bream)
Lineage: Eukaryota; Metazoa; Chordata; Actinopteri; Cypriniformes; Xenocyprididae
Product: G-protein coupled receptor 35-like
Exons: 1
Coding region: 1-888 (295 amino acids)
Biological process (GO): positive regulation of Rho protein signal transduction; phospholipase C-activating G protein-coupled receptor signaling pathway
Cellular component (GO): membrane
Molecular function (GO): G protein-coupled receptor activity
Source: RefSeq, a predicted model, not a curated record